AUGGCGACCUCGACCUCUUUGACAGAGGGUAUGCUAUCCUCCGUCCUUUCUGGUCUGACUUUACAUUUCCUUUUUCAAAGACUGGAGAAGACGCAGAGUCUCUGGCUUAUUCAACAACUCGUCAUCGUAACGCCACUCCUUCCAUCCUAUUUCUUCUUAGGUCGUUUCGAGCGAUGGCCAUGGCUUUGGGCAUUGCUCGUGGGCUACACGACUUGCUACACCUCGUUAUUUACCUCCAUAUUAAUAUACCGUUUGUCUCCUUUUCACCCACUUGCACAGCAUCCAGGUCCUCUCCUAGCGAGAUGCACUAAAUUUUGGCUAGUGUACCACACCUAUCCAGGCAAGAUACACUUGAAGUACAAGGAGUUGCACCGUCGGUAUGGGCCCAUUGUCAGGACAGGGCCAAAUGAAUUAUCGAUAUGUGAUGUUGAUGCAAUCCCUUCUGUCUUGGGUAAAGAUGGGAUGGGGAAAGGGCCUAUCUGGGAAGUAAGGAAGUUGCCAAAUUCGGACGAAAUUGCCCACAUUGGCAUGCGGAACACGACGAAACACUUGCAAAGGCGAAAAUUGUGGAACAGGGCAUUCGCUACGAGUAGUAUCAAGGAGUAUGAGCCUAUCAUGCGAAAUAGGCUAUUGCAACUUUUGGGGAACCUCGAUAAUGAAGCAGACAAGGGGAGGAGUGUUGAUCUAGCAAAGUGGAUGUCUUACUUUGCAUACGAUUUCAUGGGAGACAUGGCUUUCGGAGCAGGUUUUGAGUUGAUGCGAGACGGUGAUACACAAGGUCUCUGGAAGAUUAUGGAAGAUGGGCUUCUAGUAUUUGCGUUGACACAACACGUAGUAUGGCUCAAUAAGCUCUUAUUCAGCAUCCCCGGCAUGGCUUCCGUAGCAGCCUCCCCUGCAAUCAAAUUACAAGAUUUUGUUUUCAAGACAGCGGCGGCACGACGGGAGCGUGGCACAGCGCUCAUGGGACGAGAUAUCAGUACCUACCUGUUGGACGAAGGAAGCCCAGACCCGAAACCACUAAAUUUUGAUGCUUAUGCAAACGAGGCGCUGUUGGCCAUCAUUGCAGGCUCAGACUCUGUUGCGAGCACUUUGAGCUGUGCACUAUACCAUCUCAUCUGUGACAAGGCGAAUUUCUCGCGGCUUCGAGCUGAGAUCGACGAUUCAUUCCCGAUUCAGAAUGGCCAGGCUCCCCACGAAGAUCCAGCCAAGUUGAUGCACAUGCCCUUCCUGAACGCUGUCAUCGACGAAACACUACGAUUGUAUUCCCCCGUCUCUACAGGCCUUCAACGGGCUCCGGAGCUGGGUACUGGUGGGAAGAGUGUAGGAUCGGUAUUCGUCCCAGAGGAUACACCCGUCGUCAUCCCAUCUUAUGUUAUCCAUCGCGACCCAAGAUACUUCAGUCCCCGCCCCGAAGAAUAUUGGCCGGAUCGUUGGAUUACUGAGGAUAAGAAUGUCGAAACGAACAGGGAUGCGUUCAUACCCUUUUCCACAGGUCCUAUGAAUUGCGUCGGGAAGUCGCUCGCUCAACUAGAACUUCGAGCUGUCAUUUCGACUUUGGUGCAACGCUAUGAUAUGGAGUUUGACCGGGAAGGGAAUUGGACGGAGCAGCAGUGGUUGGACGAGUUGCUGGAUUUCUUUGUGUUGGUGAAAGGUGAAUUGCCGGUUGUGCUGAAGAGGAGGGCGAAUUCUGCGUAG
Messenger RNA from Marasmius oreades (fairy-ring Marasmius), 1695 nucleotides. RefSeq lists its product as uncharacterized. The record is from RefSeq and is a predicted model, not a curated record. Lineage: Eukaryota; Fungi; Basidiomycota; Agaricomycetes; Agaricales; Marasmiaceae. The transcript has 11 exons. The coding region runs from base 1 to 1695 and encodes 564 amino acids. Gene Ontology annotation, molecular function: oxidoreductase activity, acting on paired donors, with incorporation or reduction of molecular oxygen; iron ion binding; heme binding.